AUGAUUGCCAUCAUCCUGUGGGCUGUCCUCUCGGGGCUCACUUUCGCCCACGCAGACUCUCAGUAUACACUCGUUGAGUCGUACAGUUCCACGAAUUUCUUUGAAAAGUUCAACUUUUUUGAGAGCAAUUACUCGACCGGCAACUACAAUGACGUCGAUCCAACAUCAGGCUUCGUCAACUAUCGCAACCGGGAAGAUGCCAUGAAAUUAGGGCUCAUCGCGACCCAGGGAUCGGAAGUCUUUUUGGGCGUCAAUCACAGGGAUACAAUGGAUCCAAAAGGCGAGGGACGUGACAGUGUUCGGCUCGAAAGCAAGCAGCUUUACAACCAUGGGCUGUUUAUCGCGGAAUUCACACAUCUGCCCAAGCCUAGCUGCGGAGCCUGGCCCGCGUUCUGGACAUUUGGUGACCCGUGGCCCGUCAAGGGCGAAAUGGACAUCAUCGAGAAUUGGAAUCUGGCCAAAAACAAUAUGGUUGUUCUGCACACGGGAAAUGCAACAGAGGUGGGCAAUUGCACCAUCAGUCAAUCCCCCAUGUCAAAUACGGUCAUUUCAACCAAUUGCGACAGCACGUUUCAAGACGAAAAGCAAGCUCUUAAUCAGGGGUGCAGCACGGAGGAGACUUCUGGGCAGUGGGGCUCUGAAUCUGGUGGUGUCUACGCAAUGGAGUGGUCGAGCGAGUACAUCAAGGUCUGGAGCUGGAGUCGAAACGGCACUUCCAAGGACAUCCGGCUUGGAAAGCCGAACCCGCAGUCAUGGGGCAAGCCGCAUUUCUAUGCCGGCGGUUCGUCUUGCAAUGUGAGCCGCCAGGUUCGUGAUCAGAAACUUGUGUUGAACAUAACUUUCUGCGGUGCGGCCGCGGGAAAUCCAGCCCUCUGGGGCCAGCAAUGUCGAAAUACGACUGGUUAUGAGACCUGCGCUGAAUACGUUGCCAAGCACCCUGACGACUUCGCUGACACGUUCUGGAAGCUCAAAAAGAUCGAUGUGUUUCACGUCGCAACGAAUGGCACGAAGUGCGCAGACGAGGACAGUGGAAGCGGAAAGCAGAAGGGGCUCGAGUGA
Cordyceps fumosorosea ARSEF 2679 is the source of this 1059-nucleotide messenger RNA. Its product is annotated as Concanavalin A-like lectin/glucanase. Gene Ontology annotation, biological process: glucan catabolic process. The record is from RefSeq and is a predicted model, not a curated record. Gene Ontology annotation, molecular function: hydrolase activity, hydrolyzing O-glycosyl compounds. The transcript is spliced from 4 exons. Bases 1 to 1059 code for a protein of 352 amino acids. NCBI's taxonomy places the organism in Eukaryota, Fungi, Ascomycota, Sordariomycetes, Hypocreales, Cordycipitaceae.